AUGGCCCCGGCUGCUGCUAUGACUUCUUUGCCACUCGGUGUCAAAGUGGAGGACUCCGCCUUCGGCAAGCCUGCAGGGGGAGGCGCUGGUCAAGCCCCCAGCGCUGCUGCGGCCACGGCGAGCACCAUGGGCACAGAUGAGGAGGGGGCUAAGCCCAAAGUGCCCGCUUCUCUUCUACCCUUCAGCGUGGAGGCCCUCAUGGCUGAUCACAGGAAGCCCGGGGCCAAGGAGAGCGUCCUGGUGGCCUCCGAGGGGGCUCAGGCAGCGGGUGGCUCUUUGCAGCAUUUGGGUACCCGACCCGGGUCUCUGGGCGCCCCAGAUGCGCCCUCCUCGCCGCGACCUCUAGGCCAUUUCUCAGUCGGGGGACUCCUCAAGCUGCCAGAAGAUGCUCUGGUGAAGGCCGAGAGCCCCGAGAAGCCAGACCGAACCCCGUGGAUGCAGAGUCCCCGCUUCUCCCCGCCCCCAGCCAGGAGACUGAGUCCCCCGGCCUGCACCCUACGCAAGCACAAAACCAACCGCAAGCCGAGGACGCCCUUCACCACCGCGCAGCUACUGGCUCUGGAGCGCAAGUUCCGCCAGAAGCAGUAUCUGUCCAUCGCCGAGCGCGCCGAGUUCUCCAGUUCGCUCAGCCUCACCGAGACGCAGGUGAAGAUCUGGUUCCAGAACCGCCGCGCCAAGGCCAAGAGACUGCAGGAGGCUGAGCUGGAGAAGCUGAAGAUGGCCGCGAAGCCCAUGCUGCCGCCCGCUGCCUUCGGCCUCUCCUUUCCUCUCGGCGGCCCUGCUGCGGUAGCCGCGGCUGCGGGCGCCUCACUCUACAGCGCCUCUGGCCCCUUCCAGCGCGCUGCGCUGCCCGUGGCGCCCGUGGGACUCUACACGGCCCAUGUAGGCUACAGCAUGUACCACCUGACAUAGGAGGGUCCAGAGUCGCCUCUCUGUGGUGCCACUAGUCCCCUCUCCCCCUCCCCCCAUGCCACCUCUUUUAGCAGCUGGAGUCCUUCCUUGGUAACUCCGCUGCCCAACAACGUCUGGUUCCUUCUCUUAAAACCCCUGCUACAGUUCCUCCAAUUCCUUCCUACAGUUUCUCCAAGUCUGAUCCCAUCUGGGGGGAAAGUGGCUGGAAGGGUCUUGAUUCUUCGAGAGAAUCUAGAUUUACACCCACGAGUUAUAGAUGUGGAAAUUAAGGGCAUGGAGGCCAAGAGAUUUAUCCGUGGUCCCCAGCAGAAUUAGAGGUUGAAGGAGACUAGAGGCCAAAAGGACUAGAGGCCAUGACUCCGACUGCUUCCGGUCCUGGAACCAGGCAGGACUUGCGCAGAGAAAUUGCUGUUUGGUGCUUCGGGAAAUGAACAUAGUCCUAUAGGAAGCAAGGAGCCCAGCUCCUUCCACUGUCAAACUCCAAGAGCUUUAGCAGCAAAGCGUUGCUCUGAGCGGGCAGGGCACU
Arvicola amphibius (Eurasian water vole) is the source of this 1438-nucleotide messenger RNA. It is a transcript of the gene Msx1, whose product is annotated as msh homeobox 1. The record is from RefSeq and is a predicted model, not a curated record. Gene Ontology annotation, molecular function: RNA polymerase II transcription regulatory region sequence-specific DNA binding; DNA-binding transcription factor activity, RNA polymerase II-specific. The coding region runs from base 1 to 912 and encodes 303 amino acids. NCBI's taxonomy places the organism in Eukaryota, Metazoa, Chordata, Mammalia, Rodentia, Cricetidae. The transcript is spliced from 2 exons. Gene Ontology annotation, biological process: embryonic morphogenesis; regulation of transcription by RNA polymerase II. Gene Ontology annotation, cellular component: nucleus.